Vespula vulgaris is the source of this 3034-nucleotide messenger RNA. It is a transcript of the gene Arl4, whose product is annotated as ADP-ribosylation factor-like protein 4C. Bases 708 to 1334 code for a protein of 208 amino acids. The record is from RefSeq and is a predicted model, not a curated record. Lineage: Eukaryota; Metazoa; Arthropoda; Insecta; Hymenoptera; Vespidae. The transcript is spliced from 5 exons. Gene Ontology annotation, cellular component: cytoplasm. Gene Ontology annotation, molecular function: GTPase activity; GTP binding. Gene Ontology annotation, biological process: vesicle-mediated transport; intracellular protein transport.
UUUUGCGGACGUAUCGACGUUUACCGGUCCUCGAUUGUUUUGUUGUCUCUUCGUAUAUCAGUGACAAGCGAUCAUUUAUUGAUAAAGAAUAUACACACACACACACACACAUAUAUAUAUAUAUAUAUAUAUAUAUAUAUAUAGAUGAAACUGACUAAUAAUACGACACGCAGAAAGUUAACAUAUUUAAGUUGGUUUUUCGAUGAUUACAACCGGUCUUUCAAGUUCGAUGAGAAGUAUGUCAAAGUCGAUGUGAUGUGUUACUGUGCGACCUUUCAGGAUGACGGCCUCCCAAGUAUCAUGUAGAUUUGGAUAAGUUCCAUACACAAAUGAGGUGAGAGAAAAAUAGUAAGAAAGAAGAAGUUUAUCAAAACAUUGAAGAAAAAGGGAUUUUCAAAGGGUUCAAGAAAAUAAAUUAUUAAAAGAAAAGUAUAAACACAACAAAAAAUGUGGUACAAUAAUCACUGGCCUAGAAACAGGCUUCUCUUUGAUAAGAUAAGAACUAUAGAAAGAAUAGAAGAAAAAUAUAAUAACGUAUUAUCAACAUAGGAAGAUAUUAAAGAAUAAAGAAAAAAGUAAGGCACAAUCCAGAAGUGCAAGCAAUUGUAUAGAUGUUUGAUAAAAGUAUAAUAGAGUGGUAAGAAGUAUAAUUAUAAAAAGGAGGAGAAGAGAGAGAUAAAAAAUCUAGAAAAGGUGGGUAGGAAGGAAUGGGUGCUGGGUUGGGCAGGAGCAGCACCAGUGGAGGUGGUCUGCUCGAGGCUCUUCCCACAGGAACACCGCUUCAUGUAGCUAUGUUAGGUCUUGACAGUGCAGGAAAAACAACUGCCCUUUAUAGAUUAAAAUUUGAUCAAUAUUUGAAUACUGUACCGACCAUUGGUUUCAACUGCGAAAGAAUCCGUGGUGGCAUUGGCAAAGCAAAAGGAGUAAAUUUUUUAGUUUGGGACGUAGGUGGACAAGAAAAAUUACGACCUUUAUGGAAAUCAUAUACUAGAUGCACAGACGGUAUUAUUUUUGUUGUUGAUUCUUGUGAUGCAGAAAGACUUGAAGAAGCAAAAAUGGAACUUACAAAAACAGCAAGGAGUCCUGAUAAUGCGGGUGUGCCCAUUUUAAUUCUUGCAAAUAAGCAAGAUUUGUUAGGUGCUAAAGAAGUGAGUGAAUUGGAAAAGCAACUUGGUGUCUUGGAAUUGGCUGGAAUGCCUGGCAGUUCCAGUAUAAGAGUGCAGCCUGCUUGUGCUAUUACAGGGGAAGGUUUACAUGAAGGCCUGGAUACUCUUUAUCAAUUGAUAUUAAAGCGACGCAAAUUGGCCAAGCUAAAUAGAAAAAGGGCUAGGUAGGCCAGGGCUUCGGAAGACUGCACUUGCGUCUUCUGAUAUUGCCCACGGAUGAUCUCUUCCCUGGUAACGGAAAUGCCCACCGUGGGUCUCUCCGUAUCAUCUUUUUCAUUCUUGUCAACUUUCUCAUCGACAUUGUUGACAGCUAAGAAGUGCUCAAUUAAAUAAGUAGAUGGCUAAAACAGCAAUAGCCCCGUAAGUCUGAAAGUAGAAUAGUAUUGAUUAUUACAAUUGUUUCAAUUGUUAUUACAACUACUGAUAGUUUGUUAACUUAGGUCACAUCAAGUCUUGCGAUCAACUUUGUGUUGAAGAGCUCAGACUAAUCAAACUUGACUAAGCAAAACAUCCGCACUUAUAAGACUAAAUCAUACAAGAUUGAUAGCUUGAUCUAAGAAAAAUUCUUUACUCUAUAUAUGACUUGAAUUCAAUUCUGAUAAGAGGAAUAUACCAUCCACAUAGUUGAUGGAAUUUCAGAUUGUGGAUUAUCACUUCCUAAUCUAAGAUUUAAUAGAAGAUAUAUAUUGGUGGUAUUAUCUUCUAUUCAUUCACGAUAAAGUGUGAAUGAUGGUUUUAUAUCUUAGAACCUUACAUACUAUUGUGCCACUUAGUCUGGAAGUGAUCGAAGUUGAAAAUGAUAAAUUAUGAACUAUUAAUUUUAUUAAAGAGGAAGAGUAGUAUUACUAGAUCAGACUUUUAAUAAUUUUGGACUUGCCAUUGUGGUAAGAGGCAUCACUGUUAACAGGACAAUAACUGAGCUUGAAAUGUGUAUUCAUGUGAACAUCCCAAUUGGAGUUUUGCAUUCACAAUAGACAUAUGGAGCAUUAGUACAUAUACUAUGAUUCCGAAAGUCAGUUGUGACUGUGGCAUGCAUUCUAUUGUGGAAAGAGAUAGUGUUUCAUCUAUUUCCACUUGAACAUCUUACCUUACUUAACGAGUGAUUGUCUAUGAGAUUCUUGGAUCUUAACUCUGAUUGGAAAAGUAUGAUUGUUCAAUGCGCAGUAUUGAGCUCUUGAUCAUACAAUGACUUAGUAUGCAUCGUAAUGCAAAUAAAUAGUAUGCUAGCACUGAAAGAGGCAGUUACAAUUAGAGGCUGUCUCAUUCUCAGGGCCUUUAUGAUAAUUCAGAUCCCUCAUAUGAUAAUAAAAGGAUUAAAUCAAGAAGCCAGGAGUUCUCAAAUUACAUGAGUUUGAAGUGCGACCAAUAAGCACCGAUUGCACUGAGCAUUACUAUAAUACCAAUAAUAUUACUGAUUGUUAACAAUGAAAAUGGGAGAUUAAGCAAAUUCAUAAGUUCAUGCAAAUACAGCGCAGCUUAUUAUCUCUAGCCAACAGAUAUUUCUGCUGGCUAAGUUUAAGUAUACCACUUUUUUGGCCUUCAUAGAUUGCAGCAUAGUCUGUAUAAUUGUCAUUUCAUUACCUAAGACAAAAACUGGAAGUCAUUUGAUAUUGAAUGCAGGAGCUCUCGAUGUAGCUUUAACUCCUGAAUUAACAUGAAUUAAUCUAGUGAAAUAUUUGUCUACCGUGAAAUUGUAUACAAAUGUUCCCAAUUUGUAAUAUACACUUUGGUGGAAAGCUUGUUUUUCCAUGUACUGGCAUUUGAAUCUGUAUAUUUGUGCUCAUUUUGUGCAUGUUUCGUGUUGAGUACAUACAUGAAAUCUCUUGCCAAUUUGUUUAAAUUUAUAAACAAUAUCAAUACUCGCUAAA